AUGGGAGUAUUCAACGAACACCAAUACACAUCCAUCACGGCAAUUAUUGACCAAAUUACUGCGCAAACGCGGGCCAACUCGGAUGAUGCCAUUCUAGAGACGGAGCUGCCUGGGUUGCUUGACAUUAUCCGGCUUCAGAAGAGAUCGGGCCAAGUGGAGGCAGCCAGAGCAAUCAGAAAGAAACUCAAAUAUGGAAAUGUUUCCGAGCAGCUGAACGGACUCAGUUUGGUGGAGCUAUUGGUGGCCAAUGCCAGGGGAGACUUUAGUGCUUUUGUUAACGACGAGAAGUUGCUGGAACGGCUCAGGGUCCACUUGAGAGAUCCAGAAAUUGAUGCACAAGUGAAAAAACGGACUCUUCAACUGGUGGUUGGGUGGCAUAAUGAAUACAAAAAUGAUAGUUCCAGAAGUUCACUCUACAAGCUGUUUGGUCAGACUGGGGCUGAAAAGUACAUGAAGAAGAGGGGACCCAACAGCUCCAGAAGACGGUCUGUGGUGCCCAAUUUUAUGGAUGACGAGGCCGACCAAUCAACACCUUUUGAGGAAGUUUACGAGUCCCCAGAUGUGGAACCGGAAUCGUCUUCUUCAUCGUUGUCAACGGCAGCUCCUUUCAAAGCACCUUGGAAAAGGCACGAGAAGAAGGCUUCGCAGCCAAAAUCCAAUGCCGAACUGGAUAGACAGUUCAAAAUUCCCAAGAUUGACUACACUAAGGAACAGCCCAAAAUUCUGAACUUAAUUGCAGAAUCAACCACUUUAUCCAUCUCGCUCAACAACACUCUCCAGACCCUACCGAAGGACGAGCUGUCGAUCCACUCAGUCAAGGCCAACAGGGAGUUUGACCAGUGCAGGGCUAUCAGACGUAAGGUGUUGAGAUAUCUUCAGUUGGUGAAUAGAGAAGAGCUUGUCGGUGGUUUGCUUCAUGCUAACGACCAAUUGGUGUCUUCCUUGCAGAAGUACGAGGAAGCAUCUUAUCCCCAUGGGGACGACGACGAGGACAGUCUGGCUGAUUACGAAAUUGACGAUGAAAGUAUCAGUAUCAACCUGGAAAACCAUAGACCACCCCCACCUGUUCCUUCUUCUAGACAGAGACAAGCGAGAGAGCCUAGUCCCGAGUCUGUGGUUUCCAAUGAUCCUUUUGGUGAUACUAAUGCAGUUGAAAACCCGGUUGUGUGGAGGUGA
Kuraishia capsulata CBS 1993 is the source of this 1176-nucleotide messenger RNA. RefSeq lists its product as uncharacterized. Gene Ontology annotation, biological process: actin filament organization; endocytosis; actin cortical patch localization. Gene Ontology annotation, molecular function: ubiquitin binding; phosphatidylinositol binding. The record is from RefSeq and is a predicted model, not a curated record. Gene Ontology annotation, cellular component: actin cortical patch. NCBI's taxonomy places the organism in Eukaryota, Fungi, Ascomycota, Pichiomycetes, Pichiales, Pichiaceae. The transcript has a single exon. Bases 1 to 1176 code for a protein of 391 amino acids.